This is a messenger RNA of Ilyonectria robusta, 837 nucleotides long. RefSeq names its product GPR1/FUN34/yaaH family-domain-containing protein. Lineage: Eukaryota; Fungi; Ascomycota; Sordariomycetes; Hypocreales; Nectriaceae. The record is from RefSeq and is a predicted model, not a curated record. Gene Ontology annotation, molecular function: acetate transmembrane transporter activity. The transcript is spliced from 5 exons. Bases 1 to 837 code for a protein of 278 amino acids. Gene Ontology annotation, cellular component: plasma membrane.
AUGUCCAGACAGUCCAGCGACAACAGCAAAAUCCACAAUGAGCAUCGCGAUGAGAUGUUGCACAAGAUCCAGACCGCCGCUAGCAUCUCGCUAUCGCCUGAGCUCUUUGAGCAGCUUUACCUAGCACCGCAAAACCAAGUCAAGGGUCAGCUCCGGCAGACGUUGGGCAACCCAACACCACUAGCACUGGGGGGGUUCUUGCUCUGCACGACGCCCAUCUCCAUGGCGCUCCUGGAAUGGCAGGGCGCUGGCGGGUUUGGAGCCGGCGCAAAUGUUGGCUCCUACUUUUACCUGGGCGGUCUCAUGCUUGUACUGGGAGGACUUGGCGAAUGGCUUCUCGGAAAUACCUUUCCCGCCACUGUCUUCUGUCUCUUCGGCGGCUUCUGGCUCACCUUUGGCGCCACCAUUGUUCCUGGAUACGGGGCCUACGGCUUAUACUCCACGACUGGAUCUGCCGCAGACGGAUUGAGUGAGCAGCAGUUCUACGCCACGUUUUCCUUCUUUCUGGUGUCCAUGACAAUUCUUUGUGCCAUUUUUAUGGUGGCGAGCAUUCGCACCAACGUGGUGCUGUUUACCAUCUUCCUGCUGCUUAUUCCUACCUUCGGGUGUCUGUCGGCAUCAUUCUUUGCCGUUUCGCACGAUCUUGCCUCGAGCGCAAAGACGUUCCAACACGUCGGUGCCGGUCUUCUCCUUGCCGUAUCCUUUUUGGGGUGGUACAUUUUCCUCGCGCUCGUCUUGUUGUCUGUCGACUUCCCGUAUAUUCUGCCUCUGGGUGAUUUGUCAACUGUAAUUCCCGGGCGCACGGAUCGAACUCGGGAGAGCUGUGACAAGGCGUAG